Molecule: messenger RNA, 1153 nt
Organism: Podarcis muralis (Common wall lizard)
Lineage: Eukaryota; Metazoa; Chordata; Lepidosauria; Squamata; Lacertidae
Source: RefSeq, a predicted model, not a curated record
GGUUUUGUGUGUGUGUGUGUGCUGCAAAAAAAAAUCUGUGAAAAUGCCAACAGUCACUUGAAACCUGAUCAGCUCUCAAACAUUCAUGAACAUGCAAACAAGGAAGAGCUCAGUAUCAAAUUUGCCUUUUCUGAAUGUUGUUUUCACCCCUACUCGUUAGGCAAAUAGAAGGGGAAAGUCUUCUGCACAAAGUGAAGUUUUGCAUGUUACAGUUUCCUUUAAAGGAAGAAAGAGACUAUUGAUUUGAAGUCUGGCACACGUUAUGCUAUUUGGGUGAGGCAAAACAUGACCUCUUCACCACCUCUACACAUACCCUCUGGGGAAUGGGAAAUUAAUAGCCAAUAAUAGUUCUUUAUUGCUGCUUUCUUGACUUGGAACCAUGUUGGGAAAUCUUCCCAACAUAAGCCUCCUGGAGCGUCAUUGGUCCCAGCGAGUAUAUAAGGAGAGCAGGACAGGGAGACAGUGAAUUGCACAGAGGAACAAGGAAGCCAUGCAUCUGGAGCUGUGUUACAGGGUUUUUGCAGUCUUGCUCUGUUUUCCCACCUGGAUGGAGGCAACUGGUGAUCCCAACAAAUGCGCAGGUGAUCGAGGAGAUCUUUUGGCCCUCUGCCAAUCCGCACCAAGAAGCUGCAAGGAGCUGCUGAGCAAGGGGGAGUUCCUGAGCGGCUGGUACACCAUCUAUCUGCCGGGCUGCUGGCCCCUGAGGGUCUUCUGUGACAUGGAUACUGAUGGAGGGGGCUGGCUGGUGUUUCAGAAGCGGUUGGAUGGGUCUGUUGAUUUCUACCGUACCUGGAAUGACUACAAGAAAGGCUUUGGGAACCAGCUAUCGGAAUUCUGGCUGGGCAACGAAAACAUUCAUCUCCUGACACGGGAGGGGGAACACCAGCUGCGUGUGGACUUGGUAGACUUUGACGACCGCAAAACCUUUGCUCAUUACCAGUCCUUCCAGCUCAGGGGAGAAGAGGAGAAGUAUCAGCUUGUCCUGGGGCAAUUCCUGAGUGGCACUGCAGGUGAGGGACUUCAAACCUGCUUUCCACACGCACUGUGGCCUGGUUCGCAUGCCACUUUAAACCAGGAGUGGGGAACUGGACCUGGUCAGAGGCAUUUAGUGCAUAUACUGGAGAUAAUGGAUCUCUGAUAUCAGAUGGUAUCA